Messenger RNA from Ostrinia furnacalis (Asian corn borer), 2268 nucleotides. Its product is annotated as hemocyte protein-glutamine gamma-glutamyltransferase-like. The annotation marks the transcript as partial. The record is from RefSeq and is a predicted model, not a curated record. NCBI's taxonomy places the organism in Eukaryota, Metazoa, Arthropoda, Insecta, Lepidoptera, Crambidae. Gene Ontology annotation, biological process: peptide cross-linking. The transcript is spliced from 8 exons. Gene Ontology annotation, molecular function: protein-glutamine gamma-glutamyltransferase activity.
UUUGCCGUGCCCUCGGCAUCCCCUCCCGAGUGGUGUCAAACCUGGUGUCAGCCCACGACGCUAACAAAUCCCUGACAGUCGACAAGUACUACACGGAAACCAUGGAAGAGCUGGACUUCGACCCCAACAAUCCUUCUGGAGCUGACUCCAUCUGGAAUUACCACGUGUGGAACGAUGUAUGGAUGGCCAGGCCUGACCUUCCUCCAGGCUACGGCGGCUGGCAAGCCAUCGACGCGACGCCCCAAGAGACAUCAUCAGGAAUGUUCCAAUGCGGGCCGGCGUCGCUUGAAGCCAUCAAGCAAGGAGUCAUCGGGGUGGGCUAUGACGUUGAGUUCAUGCUGGCGUCAGUCAACGCCGACCUGAUGCGGUGGAGACACGACCCUGAGGCUGAAACUGGGUAUUCUAUGGUGGACUCCAAUAACUUCCACAUCGGCCGCAUGGUCCUCACCAAGAAGCCGUACAUCUUCGACCCCCUCGGCGACGAGGACCGGGAGGACAUCACUGCGCAGUACAAGCACAGGGAGGGAACUGCUUCCGAGAGGCUGGCGCUCAUGAAUGGGGUCAGAUACUCGGAGAGGGCGAAGAGGUAUUACGCUGUGGCCAGUACCCUAAAGUCUGACGUCAAGUUCAACCUCAGAGACAUCGAUGCCGUGAUGAUCGGCAAGGAGUUCCGAGUGACGGUGGACGUCCAAAACGAUGCUGAAGAGGGCCGCAACAUCAAAGCUUCGCUGACAGCCACCAGCGUCUUCUACAACGGAGUCAAAUCAGAUCUGAUCAAGAAAGUGGAGGGAAAGAUCUUCGUUGGACCACAAAAGAAGGAGCAGAUCAGCAUCCUGGUGACGGCAGACGACUACUUGCCCAAGUUGGUGGAAUACUGCAACAUGAAGAUUUCGGCCAUGGCUAUUGUAGACGAGACCAAGCAGUCCUGGGCUGAUGACGAUGACUUCCAAGUGUUGAAGCCUAAUAUCACCAUUAAGUUCAACGACGACCUGAUCAUCGACCAACCAGCCACCGCUGUCCUUUCGUUCCCGAACCCGCUGGAUCGUUCGCUGUCCGGGUGCGAGUUCCGUGUCACGUCGUCCGGGAUCGCCGGCCGGACGCUAAGGAUCGCGGCGUCCGACGUUGGCCCUAAGGGAGUCGUGACCGCGGAGUUACCUGUACAGCCUAACAAACUCGGCAAGAUCAAUUUCGUAGCGACAUUCAAGUCUGUGGAACUAAAGGACAUCACUGGGGCUGCUAGCGUCGAGGUGUACGAAGGAUAAACGACUCUAUAGCAUAAGGAGGAAGGUGUAAUUUCAGAUGCAUUCGCAAUAAUAUGGUAUUACCAGUAUGGUAAAAAAAAGUUACCGUUUUAGAUUUAACAUCUAUUUUGGUGUAUUGAAAGUUGUAUUGAAUAACUUUAUUACGUCACAAAAUAUUAUUUAGUGUUUUAUUAAGUAAGCAAACCAGUGACAAAAAGUAAAAUGUAAGAUUUAUUGUUUGUUAUAUUUUCAAUUUUGAAUCUCUUGAAAUUGUAUGUGCCAUAAAAUGGUGUUGUUAAUAUUAUAAGUUAAAAUCUAAGAUACAUAUUAUACAAAAUGUUUACAGUCAAAACUAAAUAUUAAGGUAGCUUUUAGGUCUUUAUGUUUAGAUAUUUUAUAUCUCCAGUAAUAAAUAUUUUAUACUUUUGAAAUUGUUAUUUAUUCUUACACCAUUUAAGUAAGUAAUAAAACCGAGUUACGACCAAUUCAGCUGAUGAACAAGAAGCCAUAUUAAUAUUAGGGAAAUACGACUGUACCCUAAAAUGGACCUUUUAAAUACUUGUAGGAAUCUGAAUUUGACAUACUUUUAGUGUAUCAUUUCUCUUAUUUAAUGUUGGGUUUUGUAUUAUUAGUGAAAAAGAUAUUUAAGUAAAUAUCUUGAUCAGAUUGGAGGUUAAUUAAUUAAACGCAGUAUUAAAAACAAAACUGUAUUAUCAAUUCCAUGCAAAGUUGACCAUUUUCGCUUACACCGACCACGACACAUGUCUUUUACUUUGUUCUGGACCUACUUAUGAUACUUUAUUAGAAGGAGUUUGUUGCUAGAAUUAAUUAUUACAAUAAUUAACGAGAAAGAAAGACAAUACUCUUUCUCAUUUAGUAAUUGCAUCUACGCUAUUCUCGGUGAUUUUAAAAAGUCUAGUUAUAAUGGUGGAAUUUGAUUUUAAGCUACCGAGACGGUGCCUCUUUGCAGAACGAUGUUAUUCAAAAUCCAAAACUAUUAAUUUUUUUAUGGGGAUACAUGUUUUAA